CCGCCGCGUUUUAUGCAACCAGUCUUGCUUUGGAGCGAGCGAAUCCACUGCUCUGACUUUUGACAGACGGGGUAGCGUGUGCAGUGCCAUCGGUAUUGUCUGUCUGUCGUCCGUCGGCCGUUUCUCAGCCGUAUCGUGCGUACGUACGAUUGGUAACGUGCGUGCCCGCGGCUUUCCGGCGGGUAUAUACCGGCGCUAUAAUCAGGUUUUGAGACAAGUCGCGACGGGGCCUACCUUGACGAGAACCUGACAUAAUAUCGUACACUGUCUGUUUUUCUGUGCGCGCUUAUUUUGCCGGCGUGACGAACGAGCGAGCGAAUGAGCGGAUUCAGCGUGGCUUGAACGGCAACCCUUGAGGCGGUGUCGACAGUACCCGAUAUCGUAUCGCUUCGCAGAGUUGCGCCGCCCGUACGAUUCACGAUCGCACCCCAUAGUGGUACGGUGUGGGCUCGUGGUCCGUCGACGAAGUGUCAGUGCGACGACGGUCGGUUGGUGUGCUGACACACGGGUGCAUUAUCCACAACUGUGUGUGCGUGUAUAUGUGCGUGACGUGUGCGUAAAGGCAAGAGACCGACGGUGAGCGCACGAGAUAAAGAGAGAGAGAGAGGAACGGGGCGACAGCGAUGCGGCCGUGAAUCCUCUAUACGUGGCUACGCUCACGCCGCGCGACACGAUACAAAUACAACGAUAACGAUAACGAUAACGACGACGACGACGACAACGACAUCGGCCGGGAGACUGCGGUUGGAGCGACAGAGAAAGGCGCGUUCUCGCACGCGCUGCGAAUUAUCACGUAUUCGCGUAAUUGCGACGCGUCUUCUGACAGGUUCCUAGCUCGGUCGACUUCCUCGACCUCUUCCUCGUCGUCACUAUGGCGGACGACGAGGUUCUCUUCGACGAUGUUUACGAGCUCUGCGAAAUUAUCGGCAAGGGACCAUUCAGCGUCGUUCGGAAGUGCAUUCAUCGUCAUACUGGGCAGAUUUUCGCUGUAAAAAUAGUCGAUGUUGCGAAGUUUACUUCUAGUCCUGGGCUCAGCACUGCAGAUUUGAAACGAGAAGCUACAAUAUGCCAUAUGUUGAAACAUCCACAUAUUGUGGAACUACUGGAAACCUAUAGUUCCGAGGGCAUGUUAUACAUGGUAUUUGAAUAUAUGGAUGGCUCUGAUUUAUGCUUCGAAGUGGUGAGACGAGCAACUGCUGGAUUCGUAUACAGCGAAGCAGUUGCUAGUCACUACAUGCGACAGAUCCUUGAAGCAUUGCGUUACUGCCACGAGAAUGACAUUAUUCAUCGCGACCUGAAGCCGCAGUGCGCUCUUCUAGCUGGCAAGGAAAAUUCCGCCCCGGUGAAGCUGCGCGGCUUUGGCGUCGCUGUGCAACUCCCGACCUCGCAGUCCAAUGGCGUUGCAUGUUACACGACCGAGUAUCGGCAGUGUCUGAGCCCAAAGGGGCAGCUCUACUUGAAGGCCGACAGCGAGGGUCGUGUCGGAUGUCCGCACUUCAUGGCGCCGGAAGUUAUUCAGCGGCGACAAUAUGGGAAACCCGGUGAUGUCUGGUCGGCCGGCGUAUUGCUCCACGUUCUGCUAACUGGUACCCUCCCGUUUGUCGGAUCUCGAGACAGGCUGCGAGAAGCGAUCUGCCGCGGCCGGGUACAGAUGGAGACACCACUCUGGGAUCCCAUCAGCGAGCCGGCAAAAGACCUCAUACAGAGAAUGCUCACGACCGACGUAAAUCAUAGGAUCACUAUCCAGGAAGUUCUCAACCACAAGUGGCUUAGAGAUCGUGAUAAGGGUGCAGCUCGUAUACACUUAGCUGAUACUAUAGAAGAGCUUAAGAAAUUUAAUGCAAGGCGAAAAUUGAGUAAUGCUGUAAAAGCGGCCAUCUCUUCGUCGAAAUGGCAUGCUCCAUAUUCAGACGCUAAUGGUGACAAUUUCUCCGAUGUCGGCGAUGAUGAGAUAACAACAGGAGCUGUAGCCGAAAUUCUCGAUUCCUUGGAUGACAUUGAAAUCCUUGAAGAAAGUGAUAGAUUGAUGCGGACAGAAGUUCUCCACGCAGUUGAUGAUCACCGGCUUCGAGCAAUUUUAGAGCUUUAUGACCGAAUCUCAGCACGCGUACCAACACCGUACCGAGCACCGCAGACGGAUGCGGUUCAACGCGCUCGGGAAGUCGAAGAGAUCCUUCGAGAAGCAGAGCAUUCGGCGGUGCGAAAUAUCGAUAGAGCCGAUCUUCGAGAACUUCACGAAUUAUUGGUUCAGCCGCACAUGAGGGCACUUUUACAAGCGCACGAUGUUGCCGGCCACGAGGUCUACGGCGAGGAAGCCACCAGAGUAACACCACCGCCGCUUCUCACGUAUCUGAAUGGUGGCGACGACCUCGAAGGACAAAACGGUGAUUUAGACGAGAAAAUCACUCGCGUCAGACUGGUGCAGUUUCAGAAGAACACGGAUGAGCCGAUGGGAAUCACCCUAAAAAUGAACGAGGACGGACAAUGCUUUGUUGCACGGAUUAUGCAUGGUGGGAUGAUCCAUAGACAAGCCACUCUUCAUGUUGGUGACGAGAUCAGAGAGAUCAAUGGUAUACCGGUUCAGAAUCAAUCCGUUAAUUCCUUGCAAAAGAUUCUGCGGGAGGCACGAGGAUCUGUAACUUUCAAGAUCGUGCCGUCGUACAGGAGCGCGCCGCCCCCCUGCGAGUUGUUCAGGAUUAAGCCUCUGCCAGUGUUAAUUUUCGUUCGAGCACAAUUCGAUUACGAUCCACUGGAGGACGAACUGAUACCUUGCGCGCAGGCUGGGAUCGCCUUUAAGACCGGUGACAUUCUGCAAAUCAUCAGCAAGGAUGACCAUCACUGGUGGCAAGCGCGGAAGGAUAACGCGGCUGGUUCCGCGGGUCUUAUCCCUUCGCCCGAACUUCAGGAAUGGCGCAUCGCCUGCAUGUCUAUGGAGAAGAACAAACAAGAACAAGAUGCUGAAGGAGAAGGUGGAUGUUCUUCUCACACCGAAGGCUGCGACGGUUCGACAGUAAAUUGCUCAAUAUUCGGCCGGAAAAAGAAGCAAUACAAGGAUAAAUAUCUUGCAAAGCACAACGCCGUUUUCGACCAGCUGGAUCUGGUGACCUACGAAGAGGUCGUGAAGCUUCCUUAUCCUGCCUUCCAACGGAAAACUUUAGUAUUAUUGGGAGCACAUGGCGUCGGUCGACGACAUAUAAAAAAUACGAUUAUUUCCAAGCAUCCCGAUAAAUACGCCUAUCCUAUUCCGCAUACAACGAGGCCUCCACGAAGCGAUGAAGAAAAUGGUCGUAAUUAUUAUUUCGUAUCGCAUGAUGAAAUGAUGGCAGACAUAGCCGCUAAUGAAUAUCUCGAAUAUGGUACACACGAAGACGCUAUGUAUGGAACUAAGCUCGAAACUAUUCGUAAAAUUCACGAAGAAGGCAGAAUGGCCAUAUUAGACGUUGAACCGCAGGCAUUGAAAGUUUUACGAACUGCUGAAUUUGCACCUUACGUUGUCUUUAUAGCUGCACCUGCAUUUGCAAAUGUUACGGAUUUCGACGGUAGUCUGGAACGAUUAGCGAAGGAAUCGGACAUGCUGAAGCAGGCAUACGGGCACUUCUUCGACCUGACCAUCGUGAACAACGAUCUCGACGAAACGAUCGCCCAACUGGAGGCCGCGAUCGAGCGCGUGCACACGACACCUCAAUGGGUGCCCGUUUCUUGGGUCUACUGACAGCGGUCUUCGCCGAUUCGUCAGAUCACUACUAUGGACUGCAACGGCUCAUCGAGGAUGAAGCAGUGAUCGCUAGCACCAUAACGGCCAUCGGCUCGUCGCGAUCCAGCCUCUCGUCGCGAAGAUCUGACGGUGACGCCAACAGCUGCCGGCAUCCGACAGGAAUGCGCCGCGGGCAGUUAUGUCGAACCAUUCGGAUAUAUACCAAAAAAACGUACUCGACGCCGAUCGACUCGACGGUGAAACCAUCGACUGGAGUGCGUGAAUGAUGGCCGUGUGUUCAUGAAGUUCUUUCCAUCUCGCUGCGUAGUUGUUAUCAGUCGCGGGACACGAGGGGAAAUUAGCGACGUGUCGGAAUCGUCCUGAUAUCGAUGAGCGUCGUCGCCACGUCCAUCAUCGAGACCUCGGACCUUUCAAAAAUGUGGAACGCGCUUUCAUCGAGCAUGACAAAAUCAGUGAUGAUAAUCACGUCACAAUGCGUCUGAAGACGGACGCCUUCUCGCGGACCACCAACUUCUCCUGCACUUCCUUCUCCUUUUGUUCCCCUUCUUUCUCUUUUUCGAAACUACGAAAAUAAAGGGAUAAACAAAAAACCAAUCAGCUGGAACUCCUCUUGAACGAGACUACUAUAUACGAAUGCAUGUCUUUCUCUCUAUUCUGUACAAUUUGUCGCAUUCCUGGCACGGUUUCAGCGAAUCUCUCACAUGAAUUCCUCACGACUUGCAAUCACUCUAGAGGCAGUUGUUUACGACGCAUGUGCAGAGAUGCGGCGACAACAAGCACCAAAGAAAAUAUCCUGUUUACGGAAAAUCAAACAAAAAACAAUGGCCGUUCAUACUUCACGCGGAUAUACUUCAUGCGUUAAUCGAACGGCUGUAUCUUCGUAUCCUACCUAUCCUGCGAAAUCUAUCAGUCGACUUUCCAUAAACUGUAAUUGCCUCCUACCGUACUUUAUUAUAACUAUUUAAACGAAAAAAGCUAGAGAUCGUGCGGCACGGCAGUGCCCGUAAAUAUACAUACAUAUAUAGACGACGAUCAAAGACGAGGGUCCUAUCGUAAUAAUCGAAACCCGUCUGACACCGUUCAACCGAAAAAAGGGAGAGAAAAAAAGAACAUGAACUCUGGUGUGCUGCCGGCCGUCCGUCAUUUAAUUGUAACUUUAAGCAGUAGAGAACUUCGCCGGUUUCGUCUUAGUACUUCUACUAAUAUCUAACGAGUGUUCAUCUCUUGUCGCAGGGAUCCUACUGCGACAAAUCUACGCGUAUGCUACGAGCGCUUUUUACGUUCAAUGCCGUCUUUUCUAUCUUUCUCUUUAUCGCGUCUUCUUUUAUUUUAUUUGCCUCUCUAUUUCUAACUACCCACCGAGUUUUUUUCCUAUUUUCGAAUAAUCGAGGCCGCCGUUGGAGCGGAACGGCUCGCUCGCUCCCUCGUUUGACCGUGCACUCGCCCAUGUCAUUGCCAUUUGUCGUUAUUGUUCACGAAACAUUAUUAGCUCAAAUAUUCACUGAAGCACCACCGAGAUUGCGACGCUCUUAUACUCUGUACAGGAGAAGUCCGGAAUCGAACCGCACCUCUCGGACGAAUGCACGGACGGCGGAUAUCGAUCUGGCAGCGAGAAUUCUACGCUCUCACUCGAAAGAACUUGUAUGCGAUUAUUAAGUUGAUACAUGACACAUAUACACACGCUCCACACAUAUAUACAUAUAUACACAUGGGCUCAUAUGUCAAAACUACAAUGCCACUCUGUUUGCAUUACUUACACCCUCGUACAAAAGCGCAUAAGAUCGAAUGACGAAGUAACAAAAUAAAAAAAAAACGCGGUUUACUAUAGGAUAUUUAUAAAACGUAAAUUUCAAAUAAAUAGAUAGUCUACCAGCUAUAUGAAAUAAUAAUGAGGAGAGACAGUCUCGCGCAGAAAGACACAUACAUACAUGCACAUGCGUCUAUACACGUACAAGUUUAUUAUACGCCACGCGCACAUACACGCACAUCUACCCACUCACAAUUUACACUCAUACACGCACGCACAUAAAAACGUACGCGCAUGUACGCAAGCAGUGCGCGCGAGUGCAGAUUUACAAGAUACAGAUUUAACGACUAGAUAAUUAAUAUAUUUACAAGUGAUUAAAGAAAAAAAGAUUAAAUGUAUGACUAAUUAAUACUAAAAGAAUUAUUAGGAGACUAAUAGGUGAUUUGCAUAUGCAUAUGCCCGUAGAACGAAGGAGUGAAUGUGUGUAUACAUGCAGGCGCGAUGUGAUAAUUUAUUGAUAACAACUUCGGCUCACAUCAUGGAUCUGUUCGGUCUUUCGUCGAGCAGCCUUCCUCGCCUUCCUUGUCGCUGCAAUGAUCUCGAAAAAUACAUAUAUAAGCGAACUUGAGCGCGCAUCUUACUCCCCCGGAGUGCGUUCUUCCUAUUCUGCACGCUGAGCGAUCACGGCAGGAUGACACGCGAGUUAGUCGUGUAGCAAAAACAUACUCGAUUAUUAUAUAUUUCAGAAACGCAAACGACGGGGAGGUCAAGAAUAUCGCGCCCGCGAGAACCGAUGACGUUAAUACCGAACAGAACUGAUUUUCACAGAGCCAGAUAUGAAUUUGUUUGUGAGUAAUAGGACACUCGCGAGAGAAAAGCAAAAAAAAAAAAGGAUUGCCCGCCUCGGUGUGAUAGCGUACGUAUGUGUAAAAUGUUGUGAAAGCGCGAGGAGAAUGAGUCACAAGUGAUUUUGUAAUAUUUCUUAUAAGUUGUAGCUGCCAUAUCCAGUAAUUAAGUACUAGGUGCGUUGAGUGAUAAUCUGACGACGACUGUUAUGCUAAUGAUAAUGAUGACGAUGCUGUUGAUGAUGAUAAUGGUGAUCGUGCGUACCGUCGCACGUGUGUGUCAGUUAAUUUGGGUGAGUUGUGCUAAGAUGUUGAGAUAGACGACGGGUCUAAAGAAAACAAUAACAAGUUCAUUACAAUUAUGUAAUUAUAAAUAAGAGGAAGAGACGAAGAGUAUUAUAACACGUUGUUAAUUGAAUUAAUAAAAUUAGCCCAAAGUAA
Messenger RNA from Cataglyphis hispanica, 6748 nucleotides. RefSeq names its product peripheral plasma membrane protein CASK (gene CASK). The coding region runs from base 872 to 3712 and encodes 946 amino acids. Lineage: Eukaryota; Metazoa; Arthropoda; Insecta; Hymenoptera; Formicidae. Gene Ontology annotation, cellular component: cell-cell junction; plasma membrane. Gene Ontology annotation, biological process: protein phosphorylation; regulation of neurotransmitter secretion. Gene Ontology annotation, molecular function: ATP binding; protein kinase activity; signaling receptor binding. The transcript is spliced from 22 exons. The record is from RefSeq and is a predicted model, not a curated record.